ACUACUUUGAGGCACUCGUCUCAGGCAGGCCAGACUAACUAUCUUACUUUUCUCCAGUUGCCAGGAACAGGAAGCAGGAAAACACUUUAGAAUCGAGUCACCGGCAAUCACGAGCUGGGUCAUAUUUUCGCCACGGAAUCUGUGUUACUAUGCGCUUCUCGCUACGGCUCCUUGCGAGUCUCAGGCCAACACCCAGCAUCAAGGGCAACCCGCUUGUCCUGCUGAAAUUACGUCCCGGAACCCCAGGGCCCGACACCAAAACAACAUCGGGUGCCAGAUCCGCCCUCAAAUCUGCAGCCACGGCAUUUCCGCUGCUUUCCCUAAGGAAGGAAUCCGUGCACCCAGAUUCGCCUGCAAGAACCAGAUUUGCACCUUCGCCCACGGGUCUCCUACACUUAGGUUCAUUGCGCACGGCUCUAUACAAUUACCUCCUAGCUAAACAAACAAAGGGCUCGUUCAUCUUGAGAUUGGAGGACACGGACCAGAAACGGCUUGUUGCGGGCGCCGAGCAGAAUAUCUACGACUCGCUCAAAUGGGCAGGGCUCGAUCCAGACGAAUCGCCCGAAAUCGGCGGUCCCCACGGCCCAUACCGCCAGUCAGAAAGAGGGCACAUAUACCAAAAGUACGUGGACGUUUUACUCGCGAAGAACCUGGCGUACAAGUGUUUUUGCUCCAAAGACCGGUUGCUCAGUCUCCGGGAGACUGCACAGAAACUCAAGCCACCAACUACGGUCACUUACGACCGGAAAUGUCUCCACAACGGUGAAGAAAGUACUGCUGGCCAUAACGACGGGCAGGAGUACGUCAUCAGGUUCCGCGCUCCGGAAGUCUAUGACAAAAUAGAGGACUUGCGCCACGGAAUACUUGACCUCCAGCCUCAGUAUAACCAUGCAGAUCGCCGAUACGAUGAUUUCGUGAUCAUGAAGCUGGACGGCUUGCCCACCUAUCAUUUUGCCAACGUGGUAGACGAUCACCUCAUGGGAAUCACGCACGUGAUCAGGGGCGAAGAGUGGCUCACGCUGACGCCGAAACACGUCGCGCUAUACCAUGCGUUUGGCUGGUCCGUGCCCAAGUUCGUGCACAUUCCGCUCUUGACAAGUCUCGAGGACAAAAAGCUUUCAAAGCGUCACGGUGAUGUGAGUGUGUCAAGUUUCGAAAAAAAAGGUAUUCUCCCAGAAGCCUUGGUGAACUUCGUUGCGCUUUUCGGGUGGUCUCCACCAAGACCUGAGAUGGGAAAGAAGGUCACAGAAGUCAUGUCGUUGAAAGAGAUGAGUCAGAAAUUUAGAUUGGAUAACAUGACCAAAGGCAACGUGAAAGUUUCAGAGAACAAGUUGCUUUUCUUCAACAAGCAGCAUCUCGCCCAGAAUCUCCGUGAUCCGCAAAAAUCGCCCUUGCUUAUAGAAACGGAAUACCAAGCAUUCCUGGAAAGAACGAGCGGCCAAUUCAAUAAAGACUAUUUCGAGAAAUGCAUCUUCAUUGCUAUGGGACACCUUGAGAAAUUAUCGGAUCUUCUUGACGUCCAUCCAUAUUUCUUUAAAGACGUGGACUUUUCCCAGGCGAAGCCGCCUAAGAAACUCAGUGAAACAAUCACAAUAUUGCGGGCAAUCACAGAGCUUUCAAAGGAGCUGCAAGCAAUCAUCUCUAUUGAAAAAAUCGAAGAGGCUUGCCCCGAAUACCCAACUCUGUUGAUUAUGCAGAGUCUUCGAUUUGCAUUGACUGGAAUGGUCCCAGGUGUUAAUAUUGCUGAUGUCCUGACAGCAAUUGGCUAUGAAACCUACUUGCACCGCUUGGAAUCAGCCAUCAAGUAUCUUCUGGACAUCGGCAAAUCUGACCAGUGAACCUAAUAAGCGAUUUAGUUGUGUAAACAUGUAAAUAUAAUAGUAGUCUCUCAAUCAUAUAACCAAGAGAAUUUUUAUUCAG
Molecule: messenger RNA, 1920 nt
Organism: Metschnikowia bicuspidata var. bicuspidata NRRL YB-4993
Lineage: Eukaryota; Fungi; Ascomycota; Pichiomycetes; Serinales; Metschnikowiaceae
Product: glutamate--tRNA ligase
Exons: 1
Coding region: 150-1838 (562 amino acids)
Biological process (GO): glutamyl-tRNA aminoacylation
Molecular function (GO): glutamate-tRNA ligase activity; tRNA binding; ATP binding
Source: RefSeq, a predicted model, not a curated record